UUAAAAAAUUCAAGAAAUAAAAUAAUAAUUUAUAUGUACUAAAAAAAGAUGAUAUUGCAUUUUAAAAUAAGGCUUGUUUUCCAUCACUAAUCAGAAAGACAAUAGAUAAAAGCAAGGUUUUGCUAAUGGCGGAAGAUUAAUUUUUCUGAAUGUGCUGCAGUUCCACUUCAGGCAGCAGCAGCAGCAGCACUCUCUAAAAUUCUUCUUCUCUGAGCUUCGUUUUCCUUCGCCCUUCGCCGGCCUUCUGAUUUGCAGUUCAAGAAUCUCGUGGGUAAUUUUCCUCUUUCCUCUUUCCUCUGCCCGAAACCUGCUUCUCCUAUUCCCAGGGUGAUUUCGUUUGUCGUAGAGCUAAGUGGCAGAGAUUUGAUGGAUGAUUGGAAAAUGAAAUUUUUUAAGAAAUGAUAUAGCAAUGACUCCAUUAACCUUUUUUAAGUGGAUUUCUUAACGUUGCCCAAUGAAAGUGAUUUUUAGCGAAGAUGGAAAACCUCUAUCUUACAGCGCUAGUUUUGGCUUGCUUUCAUUACUCUGCGCUGUCUGAUUUUCAAGGUGAGGCACUCAUUGCAUUCAAGAUCGCAUUGAAUGCAACAAAUAUUCAGCUCAAAGACUGGAACCCAAAUCAUGUCAAUCCGUGCAGUAGUUGGUCCAAUAUUAUGUGUAAUGGGAACAAUGUGAUAGCUAUAACAUUGCCAACAUUGGGAUUUACUGGAACCUUGUCUCCAAGAAUUGUUGCUAUAAAAUCUCUUUCAACCCUGAACUUGCAGGGAAAUUACAUAAGUGGAGGGAUACCAGAGGAGUUUGGAAACCUGACAAAUUUGGUCACUUUGGAUCUAGGAAAUAACAGCCUAAUUGGUAAAAUACCAUCGUCCCUGGGUAAUCUUAAGAAACUACGGUUCCUAACCCUGAGUCAAAAUCAUCUAACUGGGACUAUUCCUGAGACAUUUUCAACCCUUCCUAGCUUGAUCAAUCUUUUUCUUGAUUCGAAUAAUCUCAGUGGCCAAAUUCCGGAGCAGUUAUUUCAAGUUUCAAAAUUCAACUUUUCUGGAAAUAAGUUGGAUUGUGGCAAAAAUUCACUUCAUUCCUGUGAUUCGGACGGUACAAACUCAGGUGCUUCAAAUAAGUCAAAGGUUGGCCUCAUAGCUGGACUUAUUGCUGGGCUAAUAGUUGCGAUUCUUUUGGUCGGAUUAUUAAUUUUAUUGUGCAAGCAUAGAUAUAAAGGCUACAAGGGUGAAGUCUUUGAAGAUGUUCCCGGUGAAAUUGAUCGAAGAAUUGCAUUUGGUCAGCUAAAAAGAUUUGCAUGGAGGGAACUACAGCUAGCUACAGAAAAUUUUAGUGAGGAAAAUGUUAUAGGACAAGGAGGCUUCGGAAAGGUUUACAAAGGGGUGCUUGCUGAUGGCACCAAGGUUGCAGUGAAACAGUCAACUAAUUAUGAAAGCCCUGGGGGAGAUGCUGCUUUUCUGCGUGAAAUUGAGAUGAUUAGUGUAGCUGUUCAUAGAAAUCUAUUGCGGCUGAUUGGGUUUUGUACUACUCAGACUGAACGCUUGUUGGUAUAUCCCUAUAUGCAGAACUUGAGUGUUGCCUACCGUCUUCGAGAACUUAAACCUGGGGAGCCUGUUUUAGAUUGGCCUACUCGCAAACGUGUGGCAUUGGGGACAGCUCGAGGUUUAGGAUAUCUUCACGAACAUUGCAAUCCAAAGAUUAUUCAUCGAGAUGUUAAGGCUGCUAAUGUAUUGCUUGAUGAGGAUUUUGAAGCAGUUGUUGGCGAUUUUGGCCUGGCCAAGUUGGUUGAUGUUAGGAAGACUAGCGUCACAACUCAAGUACGAGGGACGGUUGGCCACAUAGCUCCAGAAUACUUAUCCACUGGGAAAUCGUCAGAAAAAACUGAUGUUUUUGGUUAUGGCAUUAUGCUUUUAGAACUUAUUACAGGGCAACGUGCGAUCGACUUCUCACGGUUUGAAGGAGAUGAUGAUGUUUUACUACUAGACCAUGUCAAGAAAUUGGAAAGGGAGAAGCGACUCAAUAUUAUUGUGGAUGGAAACCUGACUAACUAUGAUAUUAGAGAGGUGGAGACAAUGGCCCAAGUUGCGCUACUGUGCACACAGCCAUCUUCAGACAGCCGACCAACAAUGUCACAAGUCAUUUGUAUGCUAGAAGGCGAGGGGCUCGGAGAGAGGUGGGAGGAAUGGCAGCAUUUAGAGGUGAGUCGCAGACAAGAUCAUGAGAGAAUGCAAAGAAGAUUUGAAUUAGGGGAUGAUUCCAUUUAUAGACAGGAAGCUAUCCAGUUGUCUGGUGGAAGAUGAGGUACCAAAACUUUGACUCAUCUCUUUAGCUCAGUUAUUUCUGUUAGGUCAGUUUGAUUUUGGGGGCCAUCCUUGUCCCUUCGGGGACAUCCGAUACAAUUGGAACGAUACAGAGAAGAUUAACAUACUCUGUGUCUGUCUGGAAGGAUGACUCGCACAAAUCGAUUUUGGGGGCCAUCCUUAUUCCUUAAGGCAUUUUCUUAACCAAUUAUGAAAUUCUUGCCUUCCCAUCUCCUUCUUUUGUACAUUUCAGUGGCUUUUGUUUAUAUAUAUAUAUUUUGGCUGUGCCUUUUGUAUUCUUAAUUUCCUCAAUUUAACAUGUACUGUGGCUGAAGUUUGUAAUACAACUGAGUCAAUAGAGUGAUUAUAUUCAUACUUGGCAUUACAUUUGCCACAUUAUUGUAA
This is a messenger RNA of Benincasa hispida (wax gourd), 2702 nucleotides long. Its product is annotated as putative LRR receptor-like serine/threonine-protein kinase At5g10290. Lineage: Eukaryota; Viridiplantae; Streptophyta; Magnoliopsida; Cucurbitales; Cucurbitaceae. The record is from RefSeq and is a predicted model, not a curated record. Gene Ontology annotation, biological process: protein phosphorylation. Gene Ontology annotation, molecular function: protein kinase activity; protein binding; ATP binding.